AUGGCGACCGUACACAGCAAUCCUCAUGGAGACCCUCAUGGAGACCCCCGUGAUGAUGACUCCCUGCUCGGGGAUGAUCUGAUUGAAGCCGACGAUGCUAUCGAUGCUGACGACCCUCUCCGCGAUACCUCCGAUACCGCGCCCCUACGAGGGAACAUCCAAUCUGAUUCAGGCAGCCGGGGUCAAGGUUCGGGCUAUGGCAACUACCUCGCAUCCUCUAUGGGUGGUGAAGACCGUCGCUCGACCCAGAAUACCAUUGACGAGAGUGUCUGGGAAACAUUGUCACGCGACUUGAUGGCGAUCGGGGAGAAAAUGCGCCAGGUGCUGUGGCCCAAGUACCUCCUGGGAGGAGUGAUGCAACGCGGCGGCAGUGGGACAGCUGAUGCUGAACAAGGAGGUGUUGCAGGAUUUGGUCGUGACCUCCGAGGCCUUAUUGGUCGCUGGCCAGAUGCCGACGGGGUCUUGCAGGGCAGGAUGAGUGACGGACUGCGCAACUGGGACCUCUGGGGCCCGCUUGUUUUCUGUCUCGUGUUGAGUCUGUUCCUCUCUAUAGCCAAGGGUGAUCAGUCAUCUAUGGUCUUCUCCGGUGUCUUCUGUAUGGUUUGGAUAGGCAUGGCAGCUGUGACCCUUCAGAUCAAACUUCUGGGUGGAAAAAUCUCGUUCUUCCAGUCAAUCAGCAUCAUUGGUUACACUCUGUUCCCCCUGGUGAUCGCGGCCAUGCUGAGUGCUUUGGGCCUCCUCACCAUUGCCCGCAUACCCGUCUAUAUAGUGUUGGUCGCCUGGUCUUUAGCAGCCGGAGUCAGCAUCUUAGGUGGCUCGGGGGUGGUCCCAAACCGAGUCGGGAUUGCGGUAUUCCCAUUGUUCGUGUUCUACGUUGCGAUUGGAUGUCUCUGUUUCAUCAGUUAA
Molecule: messenger RNA, 906 nt
Organism: Penicillium olsonii
Lineage: Eukaryota; Fungi; Ascomycota; Eurotiomycetes; Eurotiales; Aspergillaceae
Source: the annotation of a GenBank genome assembly